This is a messenger RNA of Sebastes umbrosus (honeycomb rockfish), 3529 nucleotides long. It is a transcript of the gene ece1, whose product is annotated as endothelin converting enzyme 1. Bases 454 to 2754 code for a protein of 766 amino acids. The record is from RefSeq and is a predicted model, not a curated record. The transcript has 18 exons. NCBI's taxonomy places the organism in Eukaryota, Metazoa, Chordata, Actinopteri, Perciformes, Sebastidae. Gene Ontology annotation, molecular function: metalloendopeptidase activity. Gene Ontology annotation, cellular component: plasma membrane. Gene Ontology annotation, biological process: peptide hormone processing.
CGUCUCAGUGAUGCAAGUCGCUCAAGUCAGUGCUCCUUCCUGUUUUUCACUAGUUCCGUCUUCUCUCGUGCCGUGUUUGCAUAGACUGGGCUGAGCAGGAAGUCCAGAAAAAAAAAAAGGUUUGCCCAGGAAGAGACAUAAAACGGUUAAAGAGGAAGAGAGGAGAUCUCACAAGGGCUUUCGGGAGGACUUUUGUUGUUGGUGUUGUGACGUUUGACACCGGCAGGGGUAUCUGCCAUGGGGGCUGUGAGAGGUGUUGUCGGGGUUGAUGGGAAAAGAACGGUGCUUUUUGAAAGGAGAGGACUGACGCACUGUUUGAGAGUCAGCUCGGUUGUUUGAGUUGAAGCACUCCAACCAGACAAACCAGAUAGCUCCUGAUGGAUUUUAGAGGGAAACCCUGAAGCCUCACACACACUUCUGACACACACACAUCAGUGGGAGACUAGAAAGAACAUGGAAACACUGAGGGAGUCUUUUCUGCAUUUAACUUUUCAGAUGUCAUCGUAUAAGAGAGCCACGCUGGACGAGGAGGACCUGGUGGACUCCACCGGUGAUGACAUCUACCCAUCGUCACCUAUGCAGGUGACUCUUCUGCACGGCCGCGGUCCCACAUGUUGGUCAGACAGGACACCGAGCGAGAGGAGGCUGCUGUUUUUAUUGUGCGUCGUGUCUGUGGGCCUGUUCAUAUCUCUCAUCACAACCGGGGUUUUCUACAAACAGACUCACCCGGGUCUGUGUCUAACCGAGCCGUGCAUCACCGUGGCUAGUGCGGUCAUGGGAGCCCUGGACCGAUCCGUAGACCCCUGCCAUGACUUCUACAACUUUGCCUGUGGGGGCUGGGUGAAGAGCAACCCCCUCCCCGAGGGCAAGUCCCGCUGGGGACCUUUCAGCAACCUCUGGGAGCACAACAUGCUUGUGAUGAAGCAUUUAUUAGAAAACACGACGAUGAAAGAUCUGAGUAAGGCUGAGGAAAAGGCCCAGCGAUAUUAUCAGGCCUGCAUGAACGAGGCCAAGAUUGAAGAAUUAGGAGCUAAACCACUACAGGAGCUUAUCAGCCAGAUAGGAGGAUGGGCCCUGACCGAACCCUGGCACAAGGACAACUUCCAGGAAGUUUUGCGUAUGGUGUCGGCCAACUAUCGCACCUCGCCUUUCUUCACCGUGUUUGUCAGCACCGACUCAAAAAACUCCAACAGUAACAUCAUCCAGGUGGAUCAGUCCAGCCUGGGGCUACCCUCACGGGAUUACUACCUCAACAAAACAGCAAAUGAAAAGUAUCUGACGGCAUACCACAACUUCCUGAUGGAGUUAGGGGUUCUCCUGGGUGGCUCCGAGGCCACGUCUCGGACGCUGAUGGAGGAGAUUGUGGACUUUGAAACUACCCUGGCCAACAUCACAGUCCCGCAGGAGGAGAGACGAGACGAGGAGCUCAUCUAUAAUAAGAUGGAGGCCAAGGAUCUGACAACUCUGGUUCCUGCAGUGGACUGGAUGCCAUACCUCACAGAAGUUUUUGCUCCUGUGCCGCUCAACGAGUCAGAGCCGGUGGUUGUUUAUGCCAAAGAAUACCUCCAGCAAGUUUCUGAACUCAUACUUAAAACCAAUAAAAGCCUACUCAACAACUACAUGAUAAUGAAGGUGGUGAGGAAGAUGGGGUCAAUUUUGGACCAAAGGUUCCAGGAUGCAGAGCAGCGCUUCCUUGAGGUCAUGUACGGAACAAAGAAGAGCUGCACUCCGCGCUGGAAGCUGUGCGUCAGCGACACGGACAGCGCCCUGGGCUUCGCUCUGGGAGCCAUGUUUGUCAAAGCCACCUUUGCUGAGGACAGCAAGGCCAUUGCUGAAGAUAUGGUUGGAGACAUUAAAUGGGCAUUUGAGGACAGCCUGAAGGACGUGAGCUGGAUGGACUCUGAGACGAAAAAAGCAGCAAAAGAAAAGGCAGAUGCAAUAUACAACAUGGUCGGAUAUCCAGAGUUCAUCAUGAACGCCACAAAGCUGGACAAAGUGUUCAAUGAUUUCGAGGUGGUGUCAGAACUGUACUUCCAAAACGUCAUGCAGUACUACAACUUCUCAGCCAGAGUGACCGCGGACCAGCUGAGGAAAACUCCCAACAGAAACCAGUGGAGCAUGACCCCUCCGACCGUGAAUGCAUAUUACAACCCAACCAAGAACGAGAUGGUUCUGCCUGCAGGAAUCCUCCAGGCUCCGUUUUACAGUCGUUCCUGGCCUAAAGCUCUUAACUUUGGUGGAAUUGGAGUCGUCAUGGGACAUGAACUGACUCAUGCUUUUGAUGACCAAGGGAGGGAAUACGACAAAGAUGGCAACCUGCGUCCCUGGUGGAAGAACUCUUCUGUGGAGGCCUUCAAGAAGCAGACGCAGUGCAUGGUGGAGCAGUAUGGGAAUUACAGCAUCAACAAGGAGCCUCUGAAUGGAAGACAGACCCUGGGAGAGAACAUCGCCGACAACGGUGGACUCAAGGCCGCCUACAAGGCUUAUGUGAACUGGAUCAAAAAGAACGGCGAGGAGGCCACGCUGCCUGCCCUGGGAAUGACGAACGAUCAGCUGUUUUUUGUAGGAUUUGCCCAGGUAUGGUGCUCCGUCAGGACACCCGAAAGCUCACACGAGGGCAUCAUCACAGAUCCUCACAGUCCGUCCAGAUUCAGAGUCAUCGGCACCAUCUCCAAUUCACGCGAAUUCUCAAAGCACUUUGGCUGCAAAGCAGACGCUCCCAUGAACCCUAAACACAAGUGUGAGCUCUGGUGAUGCCUCAUUGCUCAGCCCUGUUUGUCAGCGAGGGGUUAAAUGGACGUUUUGGGAGAAUAGAUUGACAAAGUCUCUCCGGAUGGGGAACCCAAGAACCACUGAAACUCCUAUUGCCUUGUCACUGCUUAUCAGGCUCCUUAUAGGACACAAUGUGCCUGCUCUGUGUGGAGGAUUGCAAUCUUCAGUGCUUCUCCACAAGGACUGUUGGUUUAGCGAACCGCUUUUCCCCAACUUCUGAAGUUAAAUGUAGCUAUGAAUGCGCUUUUUGAACACUGGAAACCCAAUAAAUGGUUACAGAAAAUGGGGGGACCACUCUCAGAUUUUGUGAACAGCUUGUUUGUCACAUAAAGUGAUGAAUAUUUUCUUUUCCCUGUAACUCUUCACUGUGCUUGGAUCUGCUCCAAUUGAUUUUAUUGUAUUUUUAUUUAUGGAAAAACAAUAUGGACUGUUAAUUAAGAAUGGUAUAAAUAUGUUUUAAUACAAAACAUUUUUGUGUACAAUCUGGUCAAAUUGUUAUUUUAUAGAGAUAUUGACGUGAUAUUUGUCUCCCAUUGCUGCCGUUUCAUUUCUGUAAUGGAAGACCAAUACAAAUCAGAAACAGAAUGGAGGAACUAAGAAAUGCACAGCAAUAACUUUAAAGCAUAAUACAUACAAAAACAUAUUUUUUCAUCCAGAACUUGGUUGUAUAGGCUAAGCUAUGAUGUGUCAUACCUGUUUUUAUGAGUAAGAGUUUGUCACAAAUUAUUUUGUAUAGUAAAAACCAAUCUUAAAACAC